AUGGAUCUGAUCGAGUACACUCGUGACGAGGCCCUCGAUAUCUCUGCUUUUCCCUUCUCGGAAGAACGAGAGUUCGCCCAAUUGAUGGACCAGAAUGAUCCCCUGAAUCACUUUCGCGAAGGAUUUUUCAUUCCUAGCAAAACGAAUCUGGAAAGUAGCCACGGCCAAGCGACAAGUUUAUCGCAGGAGACAGAUCCCGGGAUUUAUCUUUGUGGGAAUCAAAUUGGUCUACAACCACGCCAAGCACCCCUGCUGAUUGAACAUCACUUGAGAACAUGGGCCACGCAGGGGAUGUACGGCUUGACCAAAAAGAUAGGCGAGUCUCCAUUGCCGACCUGGGGUGAGAUGGACCAAGCUGCAGCUCGGCUGAUGGCACCGAUUGUCGGAGCAAACCCACAUGAAGUGUCAGUGAUGGGGGGCCUCACGGCCAACUUGCAUAUUCUCUUGGCCAGCUUCUACCGGCCAGUUGGUGAGCGGUCCAAGGUGAUACUAGAGCGUGAUACAUUUUCUAGCGAUUAUUACGCCGUCCAAUCGCAGAUCCAGUGGCACGGGCUUGAAGUGGACAACAUGGUACUUAUCGAUCCCGUCUCUGGUGAUACAUUGGCUCUAUCAACCGCUGGGAUUCUUGCAGUGAUUGAUGAUCAUGCAUCCACGGCCGCCCUAAUUAUCCUAUCUGGCGUACAAUACCUUACUGGCCAGGUCCUGGACAUCAAAAGAAUCACAGCUCAUGCCCAUUCUAGAGACAUCAUGAUUGGGUGGGAUUUAGCUCAUGCGGUGGGUAAUGUCGAGCUCUAUUUACACAGUUGGAUGGUCGAUUUCGCCGUCUGGUGCAAUUACAAGUACAUGAACGCCGGCCCGGGAGCCAUUGCCAGCAUCUUCGUGCAUGAGAAGCACGGCGAAGUAGAUCAAACUAAGGGGAUGGAGGGAUAUCGCCCCCGGCUGGCAGGCUGGUGGGGCAAUGAAAUGAGUAGCCGGUUUGCCAUGCUGAACAACUUUGCCCCAUGCACUGGAGCUGCGGGAUACCAAUUAUCUAAUGCGUCGGUGCUAGAUACUGUUGCCCUUAUCGCAUCCUUGGAAGUCUUUAAUCAGACAGAUAUGGUCGCUAUCAGAAAGAAGUCCGUUCUACUGACAGGAUAUCUGGAUUUUCUGCUGGGUAACGUCGAUCCUCGCCCGUUCAAGGUCAUUACCAGUUCCAUCCCGGUGGAACGUGGCUGCCAAUUGACUUUACGCUUUGACGAUCAACACUUUCUGGAUCGAGUUGUGAUGCGCUUAAAAGCCAAGGGCUUCGUGGUGGCCCAAAAGCAACAAAUGAUGCGAGUGGCUCCCGUCCCCUUGUACAAUACCUUUACCGAGGUCUGGGCCUUUGUAGACGAGUUGCGCCGUGCUCUAGAAUCCUGCAGGAGUGCCUUUUAA
Penicillium odoratum is the source of this 1413-nucleotide messenger RNA. RefSeq names its product Kynureninase (L-kynurenine hydrolase). NCBI's taxonomy places the organism in Eukaryota, Fungi, Ascomycota, Eurotiomycetes, Eurotiales, Aspergillaceae. Gene Ontology annotation, cellular component: cytoplasm. Gene Ontology annotation, molecular function: kynureninase activity; pyridoxal phosphate binding. The transcript has 3 exons. Bases 1 to 1413 code for a protein of 470 amino acids. The record is from RefSeq and is a predicted model, not a curated record. Gene Ontology annotation, biological process: NAD+ biosynthetic process.